This is a messenger RNA of Brassica oleracea var. oleracea, 1359 nucleotides long. RefSeq names its product putative FBD-associated F-box protein At1g61330. The transcript has 3 exons. The record is from RefSeq and is a predicted model, not a curated record. Bases 1 to 1359 code for a protein of 452 amino acids. Lineage: Eukaryota; Viridiplantae; Streptophyta; Magnoliopsida; Brassicales; Brassicaceae.
AUGUCAGAGCCCCCAAAUAAGAAGAUCAAACGCAUUGACGAGCUGCCUGAAGAUCUCACUGUAGAGCUGCCUGAAUAUCUGGUGGAGUACAUCAUAUCAAUGUAUUUCCCCAUCCAAUAUGUUCUACAAAACCGUGUUGUGUCCAAAACAUUCAGGGAAGUAGUGAUUCGAUCCCGAGACCUUGAUUUCGGCAGGAUAUACUCCAGGAGACGUAGUCAAUCAGAGGUUGUAAGUAUAAUUGAAGAGAUUUUUAAUCAACACAAAGGAUCAGAAAUCAACCGAUUUGUUCUGAUUCUCAAUCAUAUUGGCGUAGAGGAUAAGGUACUCUCAUGGGUAAAAACAUGCCUAAGUAAAAACAUUCAAGAGCUGACGUUAGACUUCUCCAAAUCCAAGAAAGUUAUGGAUCUCUCCGUUGAUUUAUCGGCCAUCGAGGCAUUAACUGUCUUGAAGCUAAGGUGGUGUAAAUUCGAAAUACCAAAUAAUACCCCAAAAGGUUUAAGACUCUUGAGGACACUUGCGCUCAUGAAGUCCAAGGUAACACCAGAGAUGAUAGAUGCAAUAUUCAGCAACUGCAUUCACCUCGAGACCCUUGUACUAACCAGAUGGAUAACGCAUGGGGUAUUGAGCAUCAAUGCUCACAAUCAUAAGAGGUUCAAGGAACUGGUCCUGUAUUGUAUGCCUAAUCGCUUGCAAAUCAUUUUAGAUGCACCUACUCUUGAAUGCUACAAGUAUGAAGGAUUUGUUAGGAUUCUUGACUUUUCAAGAGUGGACGCACUUAAGGAGGCGAAACUCCAUUAUAUCAAGAAUUACAGUUGGCGUUAUUACGACUCGUCUUACAUGGUGCUUGCUAACAUGGUGGCCUAUACAGGAGUUCAUGUCCUCUCAACGACAAAUAUCUUUCUUGAGUCAUUCAAGGAAAGAUACAUAGAGGGAGAAAUGAGAAGCCCGAUUUUCAAAUUUUUGAACUUGAAAGAAUUCUGUAUUCUUUUUAAAGCUCCAAACUUGUGUACUCUUUAUCACAUUUCUGAAUUCCUCAAAAGAUCCCCUAAGGUCGAAAAGGUUUUGAUCGAAAUUAAGAAGUUCACAUUUGAACCUGGUAUGCUUUGUAUAAUUCAUCAAAAGUCAUAUAUGGAGAGCAGCAACUACAAGUUUAACUCUAUCAAGGAAGUCACGAUUGAUGGCUACAAAAACCAUUGGCAUGAGCUUGAUAUAGUGCAGUUCUUUUGCGGGCACGCAAAAUCGCUAAAGAAGUUGAAGUUGAUCAUGCCAAAAAACGUUAAGAAAAGAGCACGCGGACUCGAUUAUGCUAGGUUGGAUUACAUAAGAAGCAGAUUUCCAUGUGUUAAAGUGGAGGUUUAA